AACAAUAUCACUACGCUCGCACCUUGUAAUGGCCGACGUAUGUUAACAGGCCACAAACUACUAAACACAAAUUAUUUAGUUUUGAUUAAAUCCACUGAAAAUUUAUCCAUAUUUCUCACCUAGUUAAUUUACAAUAGAUAUGACUUAUUGAUUUAAUUCGGAUUUCGAUUAAUGCAAUGGUUUAAUUCGGACGGAUUUAUUUGAAGAUGUGAACUAAUUGAAAACCAGGUGUCCUAACUUGUUAAUUAUUUCGAAUUAUUUUAAUUGAAAAAUGGCAUCAAAAUGCAGGAAAUUUGUACCAAAUAUUUUUAACAAGAGCAAAUGCCAGACAUGUUUCGGUUCAAAGGAACAACAUUCCGCUGAAGCUCUCGAAAAUAACAAGGCUUCAAGAAAGGUAUCAAAGUGUGGUUAUUUGUUUGUAGCUCCUGGAUAUGACUUCUCCAAUCCUUUGGACAAAACUAGGAGAUGGCAGAGACGAUUUUUUGUGUUAUAUGAUGACGGGGAGCUGGCUUACUCUGUUGAUGAAAAUCCUGACACUGUACCACAGGGUGUUGUAGACAUGAACAAAUGUUCCGAUGUUAAAGAUGCAUCAGGUUCAACAUCACAUCAGAACUCACUGGCUAUAAUCACACCAGAGAAAACCACGUACAUUAAAGCCAACUCUAAAGAAGAAAUACAAUGGUGGCAUGAUGUAUUGAUAGUAUACCCACGCAGUGUUUGCAAGCCAAAACAGAGACGAUUCACUGUACCAAGCUAUAGUUUCCUUAACAAGGAAAAUUUACAGCCAAAAUCAGAGACCUCAACUGAUAAUAAAGAUGGGGAUACCACUAAUGGUGGAUUUGAGAUUGAAAAAGUUAAACCAAAAGAACAACAGUUUAGCACGUACCGUGGCGUACGUAGUAUGAAGCAUACUAAAGAGAACAAACAUUAUCAAGACGGGUUACGGAAGAGCAGUAGUCUGCAUGAUUUAUCCACAGAAGAGCGUGAAUCUGGUAGUCUUGAUAAUUCACGAUUUUUAAGUCGAUCAGGUGAGGGGCUUGAUGCAGAAAGUGCAGCAUCAUAUUCGGACGGUGCACGUCUGCUUUCCGGGUAUGGAAAUAAUUCAUAUAUGACUGUACCAAGAACGACAGCGUUUAAACCACCAAGUGGGAAAUCAUUAUACACAUCCAAUCAGAACUCGUCUUCCAAUACGUCAAUUGCUUCGGCACCAUCAUCUACCUCAGAAACUGCGGGCAUGCGUGAACGUCGCGGCUCUUUUGAUGACAAAUCUAUACACAAGUCACGUAAUGCUAGUGAAAGGGCACGUUUACAUAGAGAAAGAUCUGCUAGCAUGAAAUCAUUCCCAACGAACCUUACGUUACCAAAGAUAACAAGUUCUAGUGUAGAUCGUCUUCUUCCUAGGACCGAUUCUUCUGGUCAAAACCAGACUGAUCAUGAAAAUGAGACUGAUGAACACAAGAUGGCCAAGUCAUCCGAGAUGCAGUCAGUAAGUAGGUCAACCCCACCUCCACCAAGUCCCACCAGGCAAGGUGCCUCAGCUACACCAGGCACCAAGUUUGAGACAUCUUCCGAAUCCCCCAACCAUGUUAGGCUAACCCUUGAGUCCCCAGAUAGAGAACAGGAUUUGAUGUACAUGAAGAAAGGCUGGCUAAUUAAGAUGGGAACCUCUGAAAAGGAUUGGAAGAAGCAUUGGUUUGUGUUAACGGGUAAUUCACUAAGAUAUUACAAGGAUGCGAAGGCAGAGGAAACAAACAAUCUUGAUGGCAGGAUUGACCUGUCUAGUUGUUACGAUAUAUCUGAGGUUCAAAUACAGAGGAACUAUGGCUUUAAAAUCAAGACAAGAAAUGGCGAGUAUGUUUUGUCUGCCAUGACGUCUGGAAUCCGGAGCAAUUGGAUGAAAGCCAUACGUUUAUGCAUGGACCUCCAGAAAAGCAAUAAGAACAAAGAAUCUAAAUCUUCCAUUGAUUCAACAGCUUCCAGUUCAACGGCACGGACUAAUGAUGACAUGGAUGUUGAUACGUCAUCAUCAUCAUCAAGGACUAGCGACAGUGCACGUGGACCAGAAAAGAAGAAAUUUAUAGCAAAAGCAAGAAGACAUUACUCGGAUGUAAAUCCAGGAAAUAUUGGUAAAAUGUUCUCACUAACUGGUAGUUCAUCAGGCUCUUCUCUUGCAUCAUCAAAAGAACCGUCACUCGAGCGAGAAAUCAAACCUGAAAGUUCUCUACAAACUCACAUGGAUCUAGCUACAGCUCCAAAACAUGGAAAGUACGAGCCUUACUGGCAUGGAGAAGCAGGCUCUAACAUUCCGUUUCGUAGAUUUGUUGAAGGAAGUGACAGUCAUGUGACCAGUUCUACCUCCUCAAUUGACCAAUCAAAUAAGUCUGAUAAGUAUGAUGAAGAGGAACGCAAGAAGCACGGUAAAUCUCCGAGUGCUAAAAUUAAAGAACGAUCGAGAGCCAAGUCACCAAAGCUUCACUCACCGCCACCUGGUGAAACAGAAUCCAAGUUUACAUAUAUGACAGAGUCACCUGGUGAUGACGAGAAAAUGUCCGUUAGUUCGGAAGAUUUAGAUUAUCUCGAUGCGGUUGAUGAUGAUCAUCUUGAAGGAGAUGACAAUUUGCCAGCAUCAGCAGGGGAGGGAAUGUUAGUUGAUCUUCUUGAAAAUGAGGUUGAAUCCCUGAAGGAACGUUUAGAGCAUACGCAACAAGAACUAGCCAAGUCACAUGAUUCAAAUCGUGAUCUGAAAACAAAACUACAGACAGUAGUUAGAGAGAAAGAUCCGAGUCAGUUACAAGCUAGUAUAGACAGCUCAUUCAUUCCGGCAUCUCCGCCGCAGCCCACCAUUGAUACACAACAGACAUAUGUUCACUCGUUAUGUGCGGUGUUUGAGAAGCCUCAGCACAAUGCAGUGAAGCGGCAAUUGAAGGAAAACAAAGAUACAGUAGUAAGGCAGAAGUCAGAAAUAGAUCAACUGAAGUCCAAGCUAGAUAUGUCAACUUCUAAACUUACUGGUACAGAGAAGGCUCUGUCAGAGGCACUGAAAGAUGUUAAACAGGAAAAAGAUAAAUUCUUGAAAGUUUCUACAGAAUAUAACAGAAAAGUCAGAAAUCUGGAAAAUCAGCUGAAAGAAGUAACACAAAAGAUGGAGAAAUAUCAUGAAAAUUCCUUGAUUAAAGAUAAAGAGAAUCGUAAAUUGGAUUUAGAAUUAAAGCAAACACAACAGAAAUUGAGAGACCAUGAUCGUGAAAUCUUAAAAUUGAAAGCUGUAGAGCAUGAGUACAGACAAACUAAAGAAAAACUAGAUGACACUGAGAAAAUAGCUUCCAGGAUGCGUGCAGAAAUAAAAGAAAAAGAUCAGCAGUUGAAGAAGAUAGAGAUUGAAUAUGAUGAGCAAUAUGAACAAUUAAUGCAUGAGUUUUCCAAGGAAAGAGAUGCCACUGAGCAUCACAUUGAAGAGUUGAAAGAACAGCUUGUUGAAGCACAGAAAAAAUCUACAAUGUCAGACCAGGUGUCAAGUGAUGUUGCUGAAAUGUUAAGAGAAAAAGAUGAAAUCAUUGCUCAACUUGAGGAGAAAGUUAUUGAAAGUGAAACAAAAAUGGUUGAAAUAACUGAGGAGUUGAAAGAAGAUGAAGAAGAGAAUUCAGAACUUCAUCAAAGUGUUGAAUUGUUAGAAGAGGAAAGAAAUAACUGUAUAGUUAAGAUUACCGAUUUGGAAAAAUCAUUACAGCAUUAUCAGAAUCAAAGUCAAAGAAUGGAGAAAGAAAAUGCUUCAAUUAGAAAACAUAUGGAUGAUUUAAGAAAAGAAAAUACAGAACUUAGUGAAAGGUUGAAUUCAGAAAACAAUCUAGUGGAAGACAAUGAUAGUUUAAAAAUAACUGUGAAAGAACUUGAAAAUGAGGUUCAUAGUUUACAUGAAGAACUAAAUAAGGUUGUUGAUGGACAUGAAAGAGUAUCACAUUCAUCAGAUGGAACAAAUUCUCAUGAUCAUCUUCACACAUUUAUCCAUGCAUCAUCUGAAAUAAAUGAUGUAAAUGACAAUCUAGUAAAAGUUAGGAAACAGUUUGAAUCAAUUGUCUCUAACUCAAAAGGUGAUCAGAAAGCUAAGUUAACAAGUGUAGCUGAAAUGCUUGAGAGUCUUGGACAAAAGUGUGGUAAUGUCUCUGAUAUACUUAAAGAAGGAUCGCAGAAUCAGUCGGCUGGAGAUGUUAUUGAAAAACAAACUGCAACAGUUGUACAAAGUGGAAAAGAUAACCAGGAAGUAGAGUCACUGAAAAAUAAAAAUAAGCAAGCUCAAGCAGAAGCAGAAAAAUUAAAGAAAGAACUUUCAGAAGUGAACAAGAAAUACAAAGUAUUACAAAAUGAGGACGGUAAGCUUAAAGAACAAAUUCAGGUUAUUGAAGGAAACUGUAAAGAUCAGUUAAAGAACUUGUCAAAAAGAGUUGAAGAAUUCACCGUGGUAAAUAAAGUGAAAGUAGAUACAAAAUCAAAUAAGUCAGAAAAGAAACAAAGUAAAUCAAAAUCUUGCAUUUCUGAUCAAAUUGAAGAACAAUUAAAUGAACUUGAAAUGAAAGUAGGAAUGGUAGAAAAGGUGUUGAACACUCAUGAUUUAAGUAUUUCUAGUAUUGAGGCUGAUAGUCAUGCAGAGACUGAAGAUGAAAGUGAAGCAGAAGCAGAUGAUUCUGAUGAUUAUCUUGAUUCUAAUAGUGAGGAGUCUGAACCAGAAGAUGAUGGAGAUGAUAGCACUGUAGCUGAUGAUGGUGACAGCCUUCUUGGUAAAUUAAAAGAAAUGAAAAAACAGUUACAGUCGACCAAUAAUAGAAUAAAAGAGUUGACAGGAGAUAUCAGUGAAUUAGACUCGUCAGGAGUUGGUUCUGAAGUUGCAGCAGAGACUGAAUUAAGGCAUACACUACUGAAAUGUGGGGAGAAAAUAGAUAACUUAACUGUGAGAUUAUCUGAUGGUUUGAAAACAGCAAGGAGUGAAACUCCAAGGUUCUCGGACAAUACUUGGGCUUUCCAAAAGUGUGUUGGUAAAUUAAAAGAGAAGGUGACAGAAGUUAGUGUUCUGAUGCAUGAGCAUGAUGAGUUAAAUGCUAAAGAGUUGAAACAUGUACAGGAAAAGCUAACGUAUUUAGCUGAGUUUGUGAACCAAAUAGACAGACUAGGUGACAGUGAUUGGGAGAUAGCAGGAAAAAUUGCUAAACAAGAACUGAAAUUCCAGCAUCUUCUAGUUCACAAGGAAAAAGCUGCAAGAAAGAGCACACUGAAGUAUGAAGAUCGUCUACAACUUUACGCAGAUAAGCUGGCUUUCGAAGCAAUGAUUCUUGGUCAGAUGGGAAUUCUGAUUCAGAGGCAGCAAGUUGGGUCCAUGUAUAAAGAUGUUUUGUUAAGAGAAAUCCAUGAAGCCAACUUGCAUAUCUUGGAGCUAGAAAGAAGGAUUGAUAAUGUAACACGUGAAGUAAAUCAAACAGAUCAGGAAAAAGAUUUAGUGUCUUCAUACGCAGCCAUUCUUGCAGAGAAAAUAGUUCUUGAAGGUCAACUUGCUUCCGGAGCCAUGGUUCAGGACAUGGAAACUAGUGAAAAUGUAGAAGUGCUUUCAGCUCUUAAUGUGAAUGAAUCACCAGCUGUUCUUGCUAUGGAAAUAUUCUUAAGGUCGCAAGUUGAUUCAUCUGUUACUGAACAAUUACAAAAGUUUGCAGAGGGUCUAAACUCUUUCUCCAAUCAUAUAGUAACUAGGGCUCUCCUUCAAGGGGAGAUUACUCAUGCUCUACAAGUUGUGAAAAAGAAAUUCAAAAAGGGAGACAACUCUGAAGAUCUUUCGAGUCUAGUAAAGCGUGAAAGACAAUUUGCAUUUGAUGAAUUACAAAACAGACAUAAAUUGAUAUUAGACUUAAUGAAUGAAAGUGAACCCUCAGUCAUGACUACAUUAAUUCAGUUGAUAGAAUUCUCUCAAGGACCAAACUCACCUACCCUCAACUCAGUUUGUGAAAAAAUAUCUAGUGUUCUAAAAAACAAAAUAGAUGAAUUAGAAAAAUCUGUACAAUCCAGUGAUACAGAAACCAAAACAAAACUUAAACAUAUUAUAUCCCACCUACAAUCAGAGUUAACUGAUGCAAUAUCUAUAUUCCGUGAAGAACAUCAAUGUUAUGUACAAACUGCCUCCCCAGAUAUUAAUCCAAAUGUGUUGAAGUUUUCAGCAGAUUCAUUGUCGACGGAUCUUGCUGAAAUGAUAAUCCAAAAAGCUGUGAUAAGUGGAACAUUUGUAUAUGUGCAAGGUUUAGUUGAGAAUGCACCAGAUGUUGCUGUAAGUCAUAUGAUGGAGCCUAUUGCAAGUGAAGGUCAAGGUCUGUCAGAUCUGGCUAAAAGUCUAGGACAGAUUCUACUAACAGAGGCUGCCAAUAAACAAAAAAUAGCUGAAGAAGUUAGGAAUGUUUCUUCAAGUGAUGGGUCAGGGGUUGCUAAGAGUGUAGCAGAUCUUGUUGGUGUAAUACCAGAUCUUGAAGCUUAUCCUCAAUCAUUUGAUGUCUAUGCUGCCACUCUUGUACGAGAAGCAAUGUUCCAGUCACAGUUGACAUAUACAACAUACAAACUCAAACUCCAGUACCAUCGUGAACUCAGAGACAUAAAGAUUAAAAUGGAAGCUGGAGAAAAGGUGGUUUUACCAUCAGAGAUAAGCAGGGAGGCAGAGAGUGAUAUUCAAGCAUCAUUGGCAACAUUUGAGGAAAUUCUUAACACUAAAUACCAGGAUGAAUGUGAAGUAUUACAUCAACUAGAGGUUGAAAUAGACAACUUAAAAUCUGUAACAGGUGAUAAAUCAUGCAGUAAGUGUAAAACAUUUGAAACUACAUUGAAAGCACUAGAAAAAACAUACCAACAUGAGGUUUCAGUAGCUCAAGAAAGGCAAAAUGUUCAUACUGAUGUUCUACGUCAAGAGGUCAAUAAUGUCAUAAUAAGGGUAGAUAAAUUCCUGGAAGAUCAUGAGAGAGAGAAAGAAAGUAUGAUAGCAGAUUAUGAAGAUCGUAUAGCAACACUACAAGAUGAGUUUGAUCUGAUGAGAAUAGAUCAUGAAGAGGAAUUGGAGCAGGUUAAACAAGACAUCAUGACAGCAGUUAGUGCAAUAAAGGCAACAGAGGAGGAAACCGAAACAACCUCCAUAGAUCAGAUUAAACAUCAUAAUAAACAACUCAUGAAAAUGUGUACACUUUCUAAGGAGUUGUUGUUAGAAGUAAAGAAUGGUGUAGUGGUUGAUCAAGGGGAAGAACUCAACAAUAGGAUAGAGUCACAGUUAUCUCAGAUAAUGGAGCUAGAGUCAGAUCCUAGCUUUACUCUGGAGGUAACUGUUACUACCCCAUCCCCUACUUCCCCUGGUUCUCCCCAAUUCCCCGCUGAACCCCUACCAAAACUGGAACGAUCUCUUAAACUGGACAGGUCACUAAGUGCAGAAAGGUCAGAUGAGCAUGUAGACAAGUUAUUGGAGAGAUCUCAACAUGAACAUGAGAUGGAACUGUUAAAGAGAGAGAAAGAAGAAGCUUUAGCUGAUGAGAUCAAGGUCACCAAAGCUGCACUGGAUGCUAUGAGAAAGGCAUACGAGGAGGAGCUAGAACAAGAGAAAGAGAAAUAUAGACACGCCCUUAAAACAAUGUUUACUGAUGGUUAUGUUGAUGAAAUCCGUAGAAGACAUGACGAGGAAGCUGACAAGUUAAGUGAAGAAUUAAGACAGGUGUCCAUGCACUAUGAGAGUAAAUGUGAGGACUAUAAACUGUUAGAGGACAGACUUGCCAGGACUAAAACAGAGUACCAGACUCAUAUAAACCAACUUGUGAAAAGUAAUGAGCACCUAACAGAGGUUGUUAACACAGAGAUAGAGAAUUUGAAGUCAUUUAUACAGACAAGAACUAAAGGUCAAUUAACUGGUAGUGCAUCACUGGAGGAGGAACUAUAUGAUGCUCAGAUUAUGGUACGUGUGAAGGAUGCUGAGUUACAAAAGUUAAGACAACAAGUUAAAAACCUGGAGAACAGUCUAGAAAGAAUCACAGAGGAGCAACGUUAUACAAUGACCCAGUACCUUCAGUGCUUGAAGAAGAAUCAAGAGAUUCAGGCCAAGUUGAAGGAGGGAACAUUUAUGAGCAAGGAGAGGAAAGACAGCACUAGUACACCUGAAGACCCGGCCAAGGGCGCUAGAGCUCUCAGACGAAACCCAUCUUUCCAUCAGCGAGCUAGAAGUCCGAGCCCAGAAACGUCUCCCAGAAAAGACGGCUCAGAACACCAUAGUCGUGAUUCUGUUAGACGUAGAGGGCACUUGAGUGCAAAAGAUUUGAAGAGAUCAAAGAGCAGCCCUUCCCUACCUUUUGUUUUCGAAGCUAAGGGUACUGCUUCAGCCUCUGGUGCAGUGAACCGGCAGGCUCAAAAUACUGGAGUAAACAGGCGCGAAUCUGGCAAAUAUUCAAAGGGUGGAAAAAAAUAAAUUAUAGAAAUUUAACUAAUUAAACUAAUUGAUAAUGUUUAUCUCAUUGUAGACAAUGUUAUAAUUACAAUGUUAACACAAUCUUAUACAUGGUGAGAGAAUUUUAAACUAUUUUAAUUUUAGUUAAAACAUGUUUAUUGGACAUAGAUGUUAUUCAUAUUCAAAUGAUAGAAGGAGCAAAGAUAAUUCAAAACAUAGAAAACAUAUAAUUAUGUCUCCCCCACCUCGGGGGGGAGACAUAUUGUUUUUGCCCUGUCCGUCCGUCAGUCCGUCCGUCCAUUCUUCGUUUCCGGACGAUAACUAGAGUUCCUUUUGACCUACAGCUCUCAAACUUCAUAGGAUGAAUGGUCUUAUUGAGCAGAUUAUCCCUAUUGUUUUUGGGGUCAGUAGUUCAAAGGUCAAGGUCACAGUGACCGUUGGUCAAUUUCUUGUUUCCGGAUGAUAACUAGAGUUCCUUUUGACCUACAGCCCUCAAACUUCAUAGGAUGAUUGGUCUUAUAGAGCUGAUGAUCCCUAUUGUUUUUGGGGUCAGUAGGUCAAAGGUCAAGGUCACACUGACCGUUGGUCAAUUUCUCGUUUCCGGAUGAUAACUAGAGUUCCUUUAGACCUACAGACCUCAAACUUCAUAGGAUGAUUGGUCUUAUUGAGCAGAUGAUCCCUAUUGUUUUUGGGGUCAGUAGGUCAAAGGUCAAGGUCACAGUGACCGUUGGUCAAUUUCUCGUUUCCGG
This is a messenger RNA of Ruditapes philippinarum (Manila clam), 9189 nucleotides long. RefSeq names its product putative leucine-rich repeat-containing protein DDB_G0290503. Gene Ontology annotation, biological process: actin filament organization. The transcript has 26 exons. Gene Ontology annotation, molecular function: actin filament binding. The record is from RefSeq and is a predicted model, not a curated record. NCBI's taxonomy places the organism in Eukaryota, Metazoa, Mollusca, Bivalvia, Venerida, Veneridae. Gene Ontology annotation, cellular component: actin cytoskeleton. Bases 272 to 8461 code for a protein of 2729 amino acids.